AUGAACUCCCUACGAAACUCGUUGCAAGGUCUUUUUCGUUUUGCGCCUGUUGCUCGAACCGCGGGCUCUAAAGCUACCACUCGACACAUUUCGCAUAUACAGAGACGAUUCGUAUCCUAUCAGCGCUUUCCAGAAAGAGGUGGGAGCAGACCGAACUCGGGGCCAUACAGCAACUUUGCGCCAUUCGCGAGAGUCCAAUAUAUAUGGCGAAAUUACAAAACCAUCGUAAUUGUUACUGGGGCUGGGGGUGGCACUUUCUAUGUGGUCAACCUGGAAGAGGUGCCUGUCACAGGGAGAAGGAGGUUCAAUAUUGUCUCUCCCGAGAAUGAGAAAGCACUGGUCUCGGAUUCGGCAUAUCAACAAACACUUCAAGAGUUUAGAGGUCGAAUCCUUCCCAAAGAACAUCCAUAUACACAGCUUGUUGCCAGAAUUGUCACAAGAUUGCUCCCGUCUGCCCAUGGCCUCGAUGGCGGAGAUUGGCAGGUUCAUGUUAUUGAUGAUCCCAAUAACGUGAAUGCGUUCGUUAUGCCUGGUGGAAAAGUUUUCGUGUUUACAGGCAUUAUACCUAUAGCACAAGACGAAAAUGGUCUAGCAGCUGUGCUGGGCCACGAAAUAGCUCACAAUGUCUGUCACCAUGUCGGCGAGCGUCUGUCGAGGCAGGUUUUCACGAUAGCUGCUGCCCUGCUCAUCUCUUCAGUGUUUGACAUUUCAGGUCAAAUUGGUAAUUCCAUAGCUGACCUCACACUUACACUACCCAACGGCAGAACGCAAGAGUCCGAGGCGGAUCACAUUGGUCUCCUGAUGAUGGCAGAAGCAUGUUACGAUCCUCGAAGAGCUCCAGGUCUAUGGAAGCGCAUGGGUGAAUUUGAAAAAAGAAAAGGCGGUGCACCUCCCCAAUUUUUGAGUACACAUCCGAGUAGCGGCACUCGUGGUGAGGCCAUGGAGAAGUGGAUGCCUCAGGCUAUGGAGAAAUACAACGAGAGUGAAUGUUCGAUCACGGCAAGGGGAUUUGACGAGUUCAGGAAGAUUGCGGAUGUUGGAAGACGCAUGCCAGGGACAAUGAGUGUGCUGACUGGAGGUCGCGCGUCGAGGGAGAAUGAGGAUUGGCCUUUCUAA
Molecule: messenger RNA, 1116 nt
Organism: Lithohypha guttulata
Lineage: Eukaryota; Fungi; Ascomycota; Eurotiomycetes; Chaetothyriales; Trichomeriaceae
Gene: OMA1
Product: metalloendopeptidase
Exons: 1
Coding region: 1-1116 (371 amino acids)
Biological process (GO): mitochondrial protein processing; protein quality control for misfolded or incompletely synthesized proteins
Cellular component (GO): mitochondrial inner membrane
Molecular function (GO): metalloendopeptidase activity
Source: RefSeq, a predicted model, not a curated record